AAUAUUGUUUUAGAUAAGAUGAUUCUUCCUUUUAUCCUUGUAGGAGCCUUUUUUAUGCAUGUUGAAACCAAGAAAUAUUUGAUUGAAACGCUAGAAAUGGAAAAUAGUACAACAGGUAUCAGUGGAUACGGAGAACACUCCUAUGUUGGAAGUGAUAAAGGAGAAAAUGAGGAGCAAGGAGAAGGGAUUGGAAGAGAAGAAGAAAAUGUGGAAGAAGAGAUCGGAGGAGAAGAAGGGAAGAAAGACGGAGGGAUUGGAAGACAAGAAGAGAAGGAAGAAGGAGGUGAGGAUGGAGAUGGAAACGAAGAUAAUGACGAAGAAGAAGGAAAAGAAGGAGGAGGAGAAGAGGAAGAAGGAGGGAAAGAAAAAGGGGGUGUUGUGAAUGAAAAAGAAGGGAACGGACAUGAAGGAGAAGAUUACAGUGCACACCCCUCUUGGCUUCAACGCAAAGGAGUUGGAUUUAAGAAUUAUAAAGAGGGCCGAAGUUCUGCUUGUAGUUUAACCAGCUGGUCCCCCUGGGCACAAGCCAGCAAUUCACCAAGUUGUUCACAGAAAAAGGAGUACCGAAAAAGAAAAUGUAAACAAGGAAGAAAAUCGUGCCCCCCUGUUCGAUGUGGGAAUAAGAAACUGAAAGAAUUCCAGAGCAAACCAAGUACCUGCUGUAACUGGGGUGCCUGGGCUGAAUGGUCGCUACCAGAACAUAAAUGUGUAGAUUCACAGGUUCAGAGAAAGAGAGUUUGUAAGAAUUCUGAUGCAUCUUCUGGGUUUUACAGCAUGUUAGCAAAAUGUACAAUUGAGGACUGUAGAAAAGGCCCAGGUCCCCUGGAUGAUACUGAAACUAAAAUAAUGCCAGGAGUCCCCUGCUGUGCCUGGUCUACCUGGAUGGAAUGGUCUACACCGAACAAUAUCUGCGUAAGCUCACAGGUUACAAGAAAGCGGGUAUGUGAGAGCACAGCAAAAUCUGCAAGUCCGUACGCAGCAAAUCGUAUGAUAUGCACUCUGGAGUCUUGUAACCAAGGUCACGGAGCAGCACAGGAUACAGAGACGAAAGAAAUUGUAGGAGUGUCUUGUUGUGGCUGGUCAACUUGGGGAGACUGGUCAACUCCAGCAGAUACAUGUGUAGACUCACAGGUGAAGAGAAAACGAAAUUGUUUGAGUUCAGCCAAUAAAUCAAAAUUCUCGGCAGCUCAAGUUUCAUGUACUGUUGAUGAUUGUAAAGAAGGAUUUAAUCCUCCAGUUGAUGCUGAAACUAAAGAGGUUAAAGCUGUUCCAUGUUGCAACUGGUCUAGCUGGGAAGAAUGGUCGACUCCUCAGGACAAAUGUGUGGAUUCAGAGAUAAAGAGAAAAAGAGAGUGUGUAAAAUCUUCUUUAUCUAAUGCUCACUCCAGAAGUCCAGAAAUGUGUCCUGCUGAAUUCUGUCAGCAGCAUAGCAAACUUUUAGAUCGGGAAACUAAAAUAGUUACAGGAGUAAACUGUUGUACAUGGAGUAGUUGGGUUAAUGUUGGACCAUGCAAUGUAUCGUGUGGGACAGGAGCACAAAAAAGGGUUAGAGAAUGUCAAGGUGGAAACUACUGUACCCUGCAGUCCUGUCAGGGGACAAAUCAAAUGAACUAUCCCUGCAAAAAGUCAGCCUGUCCUGCUUCUGGUUAUGGUAGAAAGUAGAAUAAUUGUAUUAUUUAUAUUUAUGAAAUACAUUUAUCUAUUAAAUCCAUA
Messenger RNA from Eurytemora carolleeae, 1713 nucleotides. Its product is annotated as coadhesin. Lineage: Eukaryota; Metazoa; Arthropoda; Copepoda; Calanoida; Temoridae. Bases 19 to 1662 code for a protein of 547 amino acids. The transcript is spliced from 20 exons. The record is from RefSeq and is a predicted model, not a curated record.